GUUUUAUACUGCACACGGCAAGCAUAUAUUCUUUGUUGAUAUUAUUUGCUAAACGUACGGAUUAUUUCUACCUGGCCAUUUAAUUAAAUUGUAAGUUCCUCCACGGGUGAUUCUUCAUACAGACCAGCAGUUAUAAGAGAAGAGCAGUGGUGUAUAAAGAUUAUAAAGCGAAAUAUGGUUGGAAUGCGCUUGUUUUGUUUGCUGCUGUUAUUGUGUUUUAGUGGAUUUGGGGACGCUAAACGGAAUAAAAAGUCUCUCAUGACGAGAGAUCAACAAAAUGGCAGUUCGACCCCGCCACUCUUCUCAGAGAAUUUAGUCCCAAGAAUUCUGCUUUGUGAAGUAGAUAAACCAUGUUCGCUAGUACUUCCCGUUGAUGGCAAACAUACCCAGAUACCAAAUGUACAAGAUGGUCACCGUGAUCCUGGAUUGAAGGUAGAGCCAAUCGCUGUUUGGAGUAGACAGCCGUUUAUUUGCAACCCGAAUCAAACCAGAUGCCCAUACGAAGCCGUGGUCACUGUUAUACCAACCGAGGAAAGAACAUAUCAGUACUGUGUUCAGACAACCACUGAGGAAAAGAUAAACGCUGACGAGCUAUGUUUUAUGGUACAAGGAAUAAGAAACAACUUUAUGAAUGCAACACCACAUUUCAAUUAUCCACCUUCAUUUCCCAACAAUUCAACCGUGAGUUGUCCGAAGAAUGUGACAUGUCACUAUGCGGUAGAGCUUCAAAGACAUGGAGGCUAUUGUAUACCACCAAAAGUAAACCUCGUGACCGAUAUAGAUAUACAUGUACACGAAACGGAAGUGAAACAGAGAGCUUGCAAAUAUGAUGUUGAAUACACUCCUUCAGUACAUGCUACUGGCAACAAGGCAAUAUGCCUCUCAAUAAACAAGUCAACGGUAGAAACACACUGUGUCAAUGUUGAAGUUACAUCACUGACUCGGCAAGAGCUGGCAGGACCAUGCAGUAGAAUCUACUGUAGCAGUGGAAGUUUCUGUGAUUCCGUCAACGGGAGACCGAUAUGCUUAUGUCCGCCUGGAUUUACGGGAACAUCCUGCACUCACCCUGUACAGUGUUACCUUUCUUUUCCUAAGUCAGUAACUUGCCCUAAAAGCAACUGUCAUGUCACUGGAAUCACAAUAGGCACGAGGCAGGUUUUCUCGAAUGGCAAUAUAGUUAGCUACCAGCAAGAUGCGUACAAUGGUAAAGUGAUUAUUGCUAAUAUCGAGGCCAGUGGAAAUGCAUCCGAGAUCUGCUAUCACGUGAAUCAGGCUAACUGCUACAAAGAAGGAUGUGUAUCAGUGAUUCCGGAUAACCAGCUUCUUUCUCCAACACACAUGCCAGGGGGAUUUUCAAACAACAAUCUGACAUACAACUGUAAUACUGGAGGCAACUGCUAUCUUACCAUAAUAACAUAUCCAACAAACAACAAUACUUGUCCAAAUGUAACCGCUCACCCAAAUACUACGGUGAAUAACCACCAUAUAUUCCGUCCAUCCACAUUUGCCAGACCACAGUGUACGACAACAGUCUUGGUAACAGGCUCUACCAAACCAGGCGAGAAUCAACAGCUGUGCUUGCAGACAAGAUCUGAUGUAAAAUGUAUACACCUUACAGUCAAAGAUUUUGAAAAAUGCUCGACAAAUCCUUGUGAGAACGGAGGGUCUUGUGAAGCGUUACUAACCGGCUACAAAUGUACGUGUAAACCUGGUUGGACGGGCAACAACUGUAAAACAGACAUAAAUGAAUGUAGUCCAGAUCGGUGUCAAAAUGGAAUAUGUCAUGAUGAAAUUAACAAUUAUACAUGCACAUGUGAUGCUGGGUACACUGGUCGAAAUUGUGAAACCGACAUAAAUGAAUGUAGUCCAGACCCUUGCCAAAAUGGAUCAUGUCGUGAUGUAAUUAACGGUUAUAUAUGCACGUGUCAUGCAGGUUACACAGGUCGAACUUGUGGAAUCGACAUAAAUGAGUGUAAUCCCGACCCAUGUCAGCACGGAAUCUGUCAUGACGGCGUUAAUAAUUUCACGUGCACAUGCUUCCCUGGUUUUACAGGUCGUCAUUGUGAAACCGAUAUCAAUGAAUGUAGUACAAACCCUUGCCAAAAUGGAGCAUGUAUUGAUGACGUUAACAAUUACACAUGUACAUGCUUUUCGGGUUAUACAGGUCGACAGUGCGAAACCGACAAAGAUGAGUGUUCUCCAGAUCCAUGUGUAAAUGGAACGUGUACGGACGGAAUCAACAACUAUACAUGUGUCUGUGAUGCUGGAUUUAGUGGGAAUGACUGCGGCAAGAACAUAGAUGAGUGCUCUCCUGAUCCGUGUGUAAAUGGAACUUGUAUUGAUGGAAUUAACAGUUACACGUGCAUUUGUGACGCUGGAUUUAGUGGUCGUGCUUGUAGAACGAACGUAGAUGAGUGCUCGCCUGAUCCGUGUGUAAAUGGAACUUGUAUCGAUGGAAUCAACAAUUACACGUGCGUUUGUGACGCUGGAUUUAGUGGCCAUGUUUGUGGCACGAACGUAGAUGAGUGCUCCCCUGAUCCGUGUGAAAAUGGAACUUGUAUCGAUGGUAUCAACAAUUACACGUGCGUUUGUGACGCUGGAUUUAGUGGUCGUGUUUGUAACACGAACAUUGAUGAGUGCUCACCAGAUCCAUGUGUAACUGGGACUUGUGUUGAUGGGAUUAACAAUUACACGUGCGUCUGUGAUGCUGGAUUUAGUGGCCGUGUUUGUGGCACGAAUAUAGACGAGUGUUAUCCAAGCCCGUGUGUAAAUGGAACGUGUAUGGACGAAAUUAACAACUACACGUGUGUCUGUGAUUUUGGAUUUAGUGGACGUGUUUGUGGCACAAAUAUUGACGACUGUCUGUCAAACCCGUGCCAAAACAGAGGCGUUUGUUAUGAUGGCGUUAAUAGUUACGUCUGUAGAUGUGAUAGAGGUUACACUGGACAAAAUUGUGGAAAAGAAAUAGACGAAUGUUUGUCUGAUCCUUGUUUGAAUGGCGCCACAUGUUCAGAUCUUGUAAACGGCUUCAAAUGUAGCUGUAAGGAUGGUUAUUCUGGACUAUACUGUGAAAAUAGAGUGGCCCACUGUCUUCCAGGCGAGUGUUUGAAUGGUGGUACAUGUGUGACUGGAAACUGUCAGUGCCAGGCUGGAUAUACAGGGGAACAUUGUGAAAUAUAUCUAGAUCCAUGUCAUUCUUCUCCGUGUUUGCAUGGCGAUUGUUACCAUCACAACACUAACUUUUACUGUGACUGUAAGAGUGGUUAUACCGGAAAGAUGUGCGAAACGCUAUUCAACAACUGUGAUUCUAACCCGUGUGUAAGCGGGGGCUCCUGUACAAACGGCGACAAUUAUUUCACGUGUAGUUGCCUUCCCGGUUUCACUGGAAACCGUUGCCAAACAAAUAUAGACGAUUGCCUGUCAAAACCUUGUAUGAAUGGUGGAAACUGUAAAGAUGAAAUUAAUUCGUUCACAUGUCAGUGCCAGUAUGGGUAUAGUGGAGACAGGUGUGAGACUGUUACAGACUUCUGCCUAUUGAAACCAUGUGUCAGGGGAACAUGUUUUUCACGUGCAUCUGAUUAUCACUGCACCUGUCCCACUGGAUAUACGGGAAAAACAUGUAAUACAACAGUUAUGGUCGUAAAUGGGCCUGAUCGGGUCAACCUUACUGUACCUAGAGGCGGUGACAUUCGGAUGAAUUGUAGUGUGACAGGGCAACCUACAGCUUAUUCUUGGACAAAGAAGAACGGCUGUGGAGGUGUAUAUGACACGGCAGGAGGUUCCAAUCUUGAAAUUCAUAACGCCGGAAGAGGCGAUGCCGGGAUAUAUAUGUGCUCUGCUUCCAACAAAAAAGGCUCAAACGUCACGAGGACGUUUUAUGUAACAGUUAACGCAAGCAAAAGUGAUAAAUGUGUGUUUGACGGAAACGCAGCAUGUGACUGGACACAACUUAAUAAUACAGCUGAUGAUAAAUUCGACUGGACACGCCAGAAAGGCAGCACACAGUCAUCAGAAACGGGACCUGACAAUGAUCAUACUGUUGGAAAUGGAAAUGGUGUAUAUAUGUACAUAGAGGCCUCAUCACCGAGAUUACAGGGCGAUUAUGCCAGUCUUAUGUCACAAGUUUUACCAGCAAACCAUACCAUGUGUUUAGAAUUCUGGUAUUUCAUGUAUGGAGAUGGUAUUGGUAAUCUAACCAUAGAUUUAAAAGAUCGUUGUUUGCACAAAGACACUCAAGUGUUUAAGCGGACAGGCGAUCAGGGACAGAAAUGGAUAAAAGCAUCUGUAACAAUACCAAGCCAUCGUGUUCCAAACGACUAUACAAUAGUGCUAACAGGCGAUAUAGGCCCAACCUAUCAUGGAGACACCGCUAUAGAUGACCUGUCAAUAAGUGAGGGCAAGUGCACAAAUGACCAGACAAGUUCGAGCGAUGUAAAUGUUCCGAUUAUAGGUAUAUAUCUGAUUCAUUGUUAAUUGGACAUUUCUUUGACGAAACUUUGAAAGCGCAACGUAAUAUGAAAUAAGGCAAAGCCUCAAAGCGAGCUCAAAGAAAUCGGAUUUAGCGAAAAAUAUUAUGCAUCAUUUAUUUGUCACAAAGAAACUAUUCCCUACUCACAAGAAUUCAGGAGAACCCAUUCACUUGAAAAAGUCUACAUUUAAUGUCACCAUACCUGUAACAGUGAA
Molecule: messenger RNA, 4683 nt
Organism: Mercenaria mercenaria
Lineage: Eukaryota; Metazoa; Mollusca; Bivalvia; Venerida; Veneridae
Product: fibropellin-1-like
Exons: 40
Coding region: 175-4473 (1432 amino acids)
Biological process (GO): Notch signaling pathway; axon guidance
Cellular component (GO): cell surface; signaling receptor complex; plasma membrane
Molecular function (GO): calcium ion binding; Notch binding
Source: RefSeq, a predicted model, not a curated record